AUGUCCAUACCGCGCGCAAUCCGCAAGGUCUUCCUAGCGGUCGAACAGGCCGAAGGAGCUGGUGCUAGGGUCAGGAGAAGUGUAGGAACGCCGCAAUUGCGGAACUUCUCGCCCUUUCUGAUGCUAGACCAUUUCAGCAUUAAGCCCGGCGCCGGCUUCCCGGACCACCCUCAUCGCGGACAGGAAACCAUCACGUAUCUGCUAGCGGGCGCCGUUGACCACGAAGACUUUGCCGGUCACGCUGGCACCAUCGAGGCUGGUGACCUUCAAUUCAUGACCGCCGGUCGUGGCAUUAUGCACGCCGAGAUGCCGCGCCAGAACCCGGACGGCAGCGCGAACGUCGGCCUGCAAUUAUGGGUCGACCUGCCUGCCCACCUCAAAUCCUGCGAGCCCCGAUACCGCGACUUGAGAAAGGACGAGAUCCCGAGCGUCGAAUUGGACGACGGGAAGAUCCGCAUCAAGGUCAUCUCGGGACAAGCUGGUGGUGUCGAAAGCCUCAAGGAAUUGGCGUAUACCCCGGUCUGGCUGCUCGACGUGGAGAUGAAGCCGGGUAGCAAGUUGGCGCAGCCCCUCCCGAAGGGUUGGAAUGCCUUCUCCUACCAGCUAGAGGGAUCUGCCGUGUUCGGCACCGGCGACAAGAAGCAGACGGUGGCGCAGUACCACAACUGCGUGUUCGAGCCCGACGGCGACAUGGUAGUAGUCGAGGUUCCCGAGACCGCGAAGGAGAACGCGCGCUUCGUCCUGGUCGCCGGCCAGAUCCUAAACCAGAAGGUCGUUCAGUACGGCCCGUUCGUGGCCAAUUCCCCCGAAGAUGUGCGGCAGGCGUUGAUAGAUUACCAAUUCCACAUGAACGGCUUCGAGCGGGCCAAGGACUGGCAGAGCGAGAUCGGAAAGGCAAUGGUUGAUUGA
Messenger RNA from Daldinia caldariorum, 909 nucleotides. RefSeq lists its product as uncharacterized. The transcript has 2 exons. The record is from RefSeq and is a predicted model, not a curated record. Bases 1 to 909 code for a protein of 302 amino acids. NCBI's taxonomy places the organism in Eukaryota, Fungi, Ascomycota, Sordariomycetes, Xylariales, Hypoxylaceae.